UUUAAAAGUCAAUAGUCUCGCUUUUCCCUUGCAACCUUCUUUCCUCAACUCAAACCAAUAUAUACACCCUCUUAUAUAUAUAUAUAUAGACACACCAAACAUCAACACCAUUAUUUCUGGAUACUAUUCUCUCUCUCUCUCACUCUCCUUCUCUCUCAACAUAUAUAUAUAUAUAUAUAUAUUAUAUGUAUAGGUAUGUGAUUUAAACACACUUCUUAAUUUCUCAAGUGAAUUCUGGAACUUCUAUUCUUAGACUUUUGGUCAGUAAUAUUGAUCGGCGGUGAAAAAAUUCCGGCAAAAUCUGGGAAUUUCUCGGCAGAGGAAAGCAUUGAUUAAGCAUGGCGGCAGCUACUGGAGGAAGAUCUUUGGAGCAAACUCCGACAUGGGCUGUUGCUGUAGUUUGUUUUGUUUUGGUUGCGAUUUCUAUAUUCAUUGAACACAUCCUCCAUCUCAUAGGAAAGUGGUUGAAGAAGAAAAACAAGAGAGCUCUUUUUGAAUCAGUUGAAAAGAUUAAAUCAGAGCUUAUGCUACUGGGAUUUAUAUCGUUACUAUUAACGGUGGGACAAACUACGAUUUCGAAUUUUUGUAUACCGAAAAGUGUAGGAGAUACUUGGCAUCCAUGCAGUAAGUCUGAAGAGAGCACACUAAGUGGAUACGAUACUCCACCUACUUCUGAAGAAGAAGAAGAACAUCGCCGGAGGCUUCUCGGGAUGCCGGAUUCAAACCCUAGUUUUCGACGUGUUUUGGCGGCCGCCGGAACUGAUAAAUGCGCAGCCAAGGGUAAGGUCCCAUUUGUGUCUUCGGAUGGAAUUCAUCAACUCCAUAUCUUCAUCUUUGUGUUGGCUGUAUCUCAUGUCCUUUACUGUAUUUUAACAAUGGCUUUGGGCAGACUCAAGAUGAGAAGAUGGAAGCACUGGGAAAAAGAAACAAGGACGGUUGAGUACCAGUUCUCUCAUGAUCCAGAGAGAUUCAGAUUUGCAAGGGAGACUUCAUUUGGGAGAAGGCACUUGAGUUUUUGGAGCAAAACGCCUGUGCUCCUCUGGAUUGUGAGUUUCUUCCGACAGUUUUUUAGGUCGGUUCCAAAAGUUGAUUAUUUAACAUUGCGACAUGGAUUUAUCACGGCACAUUUGGCACCUCAAAGCCACACACAAUUUAAUUUCCAAAAGUAUAUCAAUCGGUCACUGGAAGAGGAUUUCAAGGUGGUUGUUGGAAUUAGCCCACCGAUCUGGUUAUUUGCUGUGAUAUUUCUUCUCUUUAAUACCCAUGGCUGGUAUUCAUAUUAUUGGCUACCAUUUAUCCCCUUAAUUAUCAUCCUGUUGGUGGGAACAAAGCUACAGGUGAUCAUAACCAAGAUGGGGCUGAGAAUCAUAGAGAGAGGUGAGGUUGUGAAGGGAGUACCAGUUGUUCAGCCUGGUGACGACCUAUUUUGGUUCAACCGCCCACGCCUCAUUCUAUACCUCAUCAACUUUGUACUCUUUCAGAAUGCAUUUCAGCUUGCUUUCUUUGCGUGGACUUGGUAUGAAUUCGGGUUGAAGUCUUGUUUCCAUGCUCAUACGGAAGAUAUAAUAAUCAGAAUCUCCAUGGGGGUUCUCAUCCAGAUUUUGUGCAGCUACGUAACUCUCCCUCUCUAUGCCCUCGUUACACAGAUGGGCUCAACCAUGAAACCAACUAUAUUCAAUGAUAGAGUGGCUGCAGCCAUAAGAAACUGGCACCACACUGCAAAGAAGCACAUCAAGCACAACAAGCAAUCCGGCACUGUGACACCCAUGUCAAGUAGGCCGGGGACACCCCUCCAUGGCAUGUCUCCGGUCCAUCUCCUCCGCGGCUACAGAAACGACUUGGCGGACAGUUUCCAAACAUCUCCAUCAAAUGUGGACAUGGAGCAUUGGGAGACCGAGGAGUCGCCUUCACCCAACCACCUCCACCAGGGUGGCGGUGAUGGCUCGUCGUCGUCUCACCACCACCACCACCACCAGCGUGGCGGUGAUGGCUCGUCGUCGUCUCACCACCACCACCACCACCACCAUAUAGAACUUGCUCGUUACCUAGAACAUGGUAGGGAUGUCCAAAAUAUGGAGCCAAGCUCGUCACAAGUGGCUCCACUUCCACAACCAGAACAACACGAGAUCAGAAUAGGUGCACCAAAGGCCUUUUCAUUUGAUAGAAUAACAAGUAAAUAAAUAAAUUAAUUAAUUAAUUAGUGCCUAUUAUAUAUGGGCAUUGUUUUGUAAAGAAAAACAAUUUUUUGUUUUUUUUUUUUUUAAAUUUAUAAAUAUAAUUAGCUUCCGAUUGUUUUA
Cornus florida is the source of this 2297-nucleotide messenger RNA. Its product is annotated as MLO-like protein 6. The transcript has 15 exons. Gene Ontology annotation, biological process: defense response. The record is from RefSeq and is a predicted model, not a curated record. NCBI's taxonomy places the organism in Eukaryota, Viridiplantae, Streptophyta, Magnoliopsida, Cornales, Cornaceae. Gene Ontology annotation, cellular component: membrane. The coding region runs from base 339 to 2180 and encodes 613 amino acids.